GACCUAAAUUGCUCUAACAUAGGAAAAAACCAAAAUGUCUGAUCGUCGAGUCACGCGGUCUAUGACUGCGGGCUCCAACAACAACGAGCCCAACGGGAACUCCACCAGCAAUGCCAGCAAUGCCAGCGGGAACAAUGGUAGUUCUGUGUCCAAUGCCAACGGACGCAUAGCUACCAACGGCCGUCCGAGAGGUCGUCCUAAUGCGGCGGCUGCAGCGGCAACGGCAGCGGCAACAACGGCGGCGGCGGCCACUGCUCCUACGCAGUUGAGCGCCAGACACGCCGCGCCAAACGUCAUCACGCGCAGCACUUCUGCAGCAACAAAUCCGAAUGCGCCUACUGCACCAGUGAGAUACACGCCAGUGACGGCGGUGCGGAAUAUUCCUGGAUAUCCUACCAGAAAUGUCCCCCUUCCGGCUGGCCUCUCUGAUAAUGAUAUCUUUAACAAUUGGAAGAAUCACCUUUAUGGUGACGUGCUCUUGGAUCUGCAUACCAGGCAUAGCGCGGAUCAGAUUGCGAAUUUGAUUGGACAUGGUACCUCACUUCAUGCCAUUUACAGUCGCAUCUCCCGAGCUCGACAGUCAGCAAGGUCGUAUGGCACGGUUACUGUAGCGCGGCGACAGGCGACCAACCUGUACAAUGCCGAUAUCUAUGGAUUUCCGGAUGGCCACACCAUUCUGCCUCCUGGGCUGAGCAUCGACCAAAUCCUGGACGGGUAUUUCAACCAUGUUCGGGGGCCUUUGCUUUUGCAGAUUUUGCAGCACCGCUCUGAAGCGGAGAUUGCACACAGAGUGGGACGGGGAAUGACCCCUACCACUAUCCAAAUGAGAGCACGGGACGCGCAAGCAGAACCUCCUGUUCCAGAAGCACUUCUGUAUCAAUUUGCGCCGCCACAGAUUAAUCCUUCUUCAACGGGUCCGUCCGCGUAUGGGGCUAUUUUAGCCAAUGCUGCGGCGCAACCCACCUCCAGCACUCCCAUUGGUCCGCUCAGCUCCGCCUCGAAUGCGUCACGUAACGUGGGAGGAGCGACUUGGAAUUCGUAUCCCGCCCGAAACGUGCCGCUCCCUGCGGGGCUCUCGGCGGAAGACAUUGUCGUUCAGUAUCCGAACCAUCUCCAUGGCGAAGUACUGAUGGCGGUGUUUCAAGCUAUAGGAUUGGAGGAAAUUGUCCGUCUCAGUCCCCUUGGGGUGAAGUAUCAUACUCUACGUGUGAGACUCACUCGUGCGGGGUACGUGAGUUCACACCCAAAUUCAACACGAAAUGCCCGAGGGCAAUUUGCACGUGGAGAAAGCGAGGUGGCGGAAGAUCAGCGCACUAACGAGACAAUGCAGGAAGAAGCGCAGGAAGAAGCGCCGGCAGACAUUUCGGGAGAGAUGCCAGAGGGCAUGGACGUGGAUGACUUCCACCUCAUGACUGCUCUCACGCAGUUCAACAACCCACAGACGCAGACGUAUCCCCCUCUUCCGGAAUUGCCUCCGGUCGAGGCUGCCGAGGUUGAUGUUUUAGCCGAGCUGGAAUCUCGCUGGUUCGGAGAACCCAUGGACUUGGACGACAGCGAGCAGCUUCAGGAGACCCUAUUUGAGGAUGAAAGCCAAGAGCCGGAAUAUUCAGAGUGGUUAGACAUGGAUCAGCUCGAAGAGCAUGGCUUGGGGUCAAUGGUCAAGGAGGCCAAGGGAAAAGAAUUUCCAUGCAUACUGACUGAACAGGAUGCCUUUGUUUCCUCGCGACGCGACGAGAUGGACGAUUUGCGAAGACUGUUGGUGGGGUGGUUAUGCGAGCCAGAGACAGCGUUGGUUUAA
Xylona heveae TC161 is the source of this 1798-nucleotide messenger RNA. RefSeq lists its product as hypothetical. The transcript has 3 exons. Bases 35 to 1798 code for a protein of 587 amino acids. The record is from RefSeq and is a predicted model, not a curated record. Lineage: Eukaryota; Fungi; Ascomycota; Xylonomycetes; Xylonales; Xylonaceae.